AUGACGGGCGGACGGUUCGACUUUGACGAUGGUGGCACAUAUUGCGGUGGCUGGGAGGAUGGAAAAGCCCAUGGGCAUGGCGUCUGUACCGGGCCCAAGGGCCAAGGCGAAUACUCCGGGUCCUGGAACAAUGGUUUUGAGGUAGUGGGGGUGUACACCUGGCCCAGUGGAAACGUGUAUCAGGGCUACUGGGCACAGGGGAAACGACACGGACUCGGUGUGGAAUCGAAGGGAAGAUGGAUUUAUCGUGGCGAAUGGACUCAUGGAUUUAAAGGUCGAUACGGGGUCCGGCAAAGUCUCCACACGCCUGCCAGAUACGAUGGGACAUGGAGUAACGGUCUGCAAGAUGGAUAUGGAGUUGAAACGUAUGGUGAUGGAGGUAAGCGUGCCAGUAACAGUUUGUGGUUAGUAGGCUACAUGUAAUGCAGUCUCACUUGUUACAGUGUAGAAGGGGGCAUAUGUUUCCACAAGUGUUUCGUUGUAUAUUUAUAGAACAGUUGUAGUAUAAGAGUUGACUAUUUCCAUUAAUUACGAAAGAUUCUCGAUGAGUAAUUCACUUGUAUCACAGUGUGAUAGAGUAGAAAAGCCUGCCUGAACUAUGUGCCAGUGCCACACCACUGAACUCAAUUGAUAUAUGACUGUACUGGUCAGUCAGCACUGAGCACUUCCAUAGUAACCCAACGUAGCAGGCGUACUCCCAUAGAGGUCAUGGCUAAAAAUAGAAACAUCACUCAGCCACACUUGAAAAUCAAAGUGCUUUUUACCCAGCGCAGAUCUAUAGACAACUAUUGAUAUUUGUUCAUUUGUUGCACUAUGGAAAUUAGUGUACAGUAGUUUCUACAGAAAGUAGUUUUAGAGUUGUUGUUGUUGUUUUCAAAGAUUGUGUUUGAGGCACAGGUGGUCAUGAAGUUGUAAUGCCAGGCAACCUGGUCUCAGAGCAUUUCGUAUUAUUCUGUACGUAAAUCCGAGACACACCAUUUAGAACGAUAUGUUAAGUUUCGUGUGGUAUGUAUUAAUUUGUGCAUGUCCAUCACCCAUUUCGUAUGAUAUGUUACGAAUUACAAUUCGUAUUAUAUGUUUUGAUUUGCAAUACGUACAAUAUGUUACAAAUUUGCGAAAUGUAUUAAAUGUUACAAAUUUGCAAAAUGUAUUAAAUGUUACGAAUUUGCUAAAUGUAUAUGUUACGAAUUCAAGCUAGGUGGCUAAAGUUAACUAGCUGGUUAACUUUAGCUAGGCUAGGGGUUAGGGGUUAAGGUUAAGUUUAGGACUUAGGUUAAAGCGUUAGGGUUAGGGUAGGAUUAGCUAAAAGGGUUAAGGUUAGGGGAAGGGUUAGCUACAUGCUAAGUAGUUGCAAAGUAGCUCAAAAGUAGUAAGUAGUUGGAAGUUGCUAAUUAGCUAAAGUUGUCCGUGAUGAGAUUCGAACUUGCAACCUUUAGGUUGCUAGACGUUCGGAUUAUACGGCCACCGACCCGUCCGUCCAUCCACCCCAACCAAUCACCCAACUAAGUAACCAUCUGUCUUAUGUAACCAUACCAAACGUAACAUAUCCUGCUAAUUUGUUUCUGGUUUUAUGUGUACUAUGUUACGUCUAGUCUAUGAGACCAGACUAUGCCAGGGUACACAAACAUAGUCAUACACACAUAGUUGCAUAUAACUUGUAGGUUAUAUCUAUUCCAGAGAGAACAAUCUACUUUUUGCUGACUCAUAGCAUCGAUUGAUAGGGUUUUAUAUAUUGAUUACAGGUGAAAGCAAUAAUGGAUUGUAGGAAAGUCGAUAGACGUUAAUAGAUAAUUAAACACACCACAAUAUCUUACAUCAUGCAGUGUGAUAAUCAAUAGAUACAGUGGCAUAAUACACAAAUAACAACAUAAUAAUUAGAUUUGCAGAAGAUAAUGUUGACAUCGACUGCAGUCUGAAGGCUGGAAUUGCAGAAGAUGAAGUGAACAUUGUCUGAGGGCCAGUCUGAGGGCCAGAUCCAACAAAACCUGAGCAUACGGUAUUAGCCGGUUCCCCCUGGGCAAGCAUGGCUUCGAGUGCUUUAUUUUGUGCUUGGGGUCUUCUAGUACUCUCAUAUGUGUCACUCACUGGUUCAAUUUGUAAAGCAAAUAAAUCACAGUUUGUGAAUUGGACAAUCUGAAGCAGUAAAAGGUUUGCCUGACGACUCAAACUGAGUUAUUCAGCUGCUCUAUCGUUCGCUACAUGCUGUACUUCAUUGCGGAGAAAGCUAACAUUUGUGGGCGUAGCGUAGCGUUUGGCAGGAGCAAGGAGUUUGGGCAGCCAGGCAAGCAAAAGUUACCUGAGUCAUAAUAGGAUCAGUCAGUUUAGGAAUCAGUGGGACAGUGUCACUCAACAAAAUAUAAAUACUAGUCACUGACAUGAAGCCUUUCAAAAGAGCCCUAAUCUAUCCUCCUAAUGUGUUAAGAUUGAUUUUGUUCAGUAACCUAAUUAUGUUUAGACUGAUUUAUUUCACAUAGUAAGACAGAUGGAGUUAUGUUUGGCUUGACUGACAAACUUCCCAAUGUCUCAAGUUACUUACCUCUUUAAAAUAGCACAUUCUUUUUUUUUAGAAGCAAUAAUGAUGGACAGAGUGGCAUAUCGCCUUGAGUGCACACCAGAAUGCAGUAUGCAUUAAGAAAUGUAGACCCCAUGUAGCUGCUGAAAUGGUGGGAAGGCUUGAGAUGUGUGGUUUCUUAGCAUUUUGCGCUUCCCCCUUCAAACAAAUAUCUGAAUGCCAAAAACACAGUUGGAGUGUCAAGUGAAGUUGUGAUGAUGUCAGGUCAGUCAGUGUUACUGUGGGGUUCAACAUUACUGUUAGAGUGUGACAGGAUUGUUUUGUUUUAGAAUCAACUUCCACCUUUUCGCUGUUUGAAAUUAGUGACUUCUGCCAAACUGCAGUCCUUCCAAUGGAUCCUGUGUGUAGGAAGCACAAGGAAAGCCAAAUGAACCCCUAUGCCCUAUGCACUUGUGGAGAUCUGAGAGGAUUUGAAAGGUAUAAGCAAUAUGGUAAUAGCUCUAACUUGCCCUCUGAUAGGCUAGGUGGAAGUUUCACUAUAUUGCCUAUACCAAUCAAAUUGUAUCAGAUCUCCUCCACUAGGGCAUAGGGUCUAGUGGUUAAUUUGGAAUUGGGCCGCAGGAUGAGCGGCCAUAGCCUACACUUCCCAGUCCCUCCUGCAUGCCACGGCCUGUUGCAGGACAGGUUGUUACUGGGGUGGGAGCUCAUCUUUGACAGAUUUGGACCACUGCACUUGUUGUAACCUCACUAGGCCCUAUCUAAUCAUAGAUAAUGAUACUCCAUAGUAAUGUCUUCAUCCUUGCUUCAGGCAUGAGCGACAUAACCAGUCGGUUAGGGCCCCCGAGCCGUCCCCCUUGAUUUUGUUAGUCAUUCUCACUCAGAUAUCAUAUUAACAUGGCAUAACCCACUGAGCAAAAACUGGUUGAAUCAGUGUUGUUUCCAUGUCAUUUCAAUCAAAAAAUCUAUGUGAUGACGUUGAAUCAACGUGGAAAACUGAUUGUAAGUCAUGGCAAAUGUGUACAACUGCAGGAAAUUAGCUUUAGAACUGCAAAAACGUAAUUUCCAAACAAACCUUGCUUAGUGCCCCCAAAAGGCUAGGGCCGGCCCUGAUCCUUGCCAACUUUCCAAAACCUAAACAAACAUUGGCGCACAUGCCCUUAUGACAAGAGAAGGCCACUAGCUUUAAUUAUGUACCAGUGGUAGACUAUGCUUUUAUAGUAUGUCUACUGCCAUGAAGACUGCCUGGUUUGGCAUAACGCCAAGAGUAUAUCAAUAGCAAAUGAUGAAGUGAUAGUAAAUCAUGAUACAAACUAAUACUGAAAUAUGAAUCUCGUCAUGGACGUGGUAUCUUGUAUGUGGUUUGAAAUACAUACAGGUCUGUCUGACCGACAGCAGAAUCACAGUACCUGGGUGAAAUUAGGCAUUGUACAGUGGGGGAAAAAAGUAUUUAGUCAGCCACCAAUUGUGCAAGUUCUCCCACUUAAAAAGAUGAGAGAGGCCUGUAAUUUUCAUCAUAGGUACACGUCAACUAUGACAGACAAAUUGAGAUUUUUUUUCUUCAGAAAAUCACAUUGUAGGAUUUUUAAUGAAUUUAUUUGCAAAUUAUGGUGGAAAAUAAGUAUUUGGUCACCUACAAACAAGCAAGAUUUCUGGCUCUCACAGACCUGUAACUUCUUCUUUAAGAGGCUCCUCUGUCCUCCACUCGUUACCUGUAUUAAUGGCACCUGUUUGAACUUGUUAUCAGUAUAAAAUACACCUGUCCACAACCUCAAACAGUCACACUCCAAACUCCACUAUGGCCAAGACCAAAGAGCUGUCAAAGGACACCAGAAACAAAAUUGUAGACCUGCACCAGGCUGGGAAGACUGAAUCUGCAAUAGCAGCUUUGUUUGAAGAAAUCAACUGUGGGAGCAAUUAUUAGGAAAUGGAAGACAUACAAGACCACUGAUAAUCUCCCUCGAUCUAGGGCUCCACGCAAGAUCUCACCUCGUGGGGUCAAAACGAUCACAAGAACGGUGAGCAAAAAUCCCAGAACCACACGGGGGGACCUAGUGAAUGACCUGCAGAGAGCUGGGACCAAAGUAACAAAGCCUACCAUCAGUAACACACUACGCCGCCAGGGACUCAAAUCCUGCAGUGCCAGACAUGUCCCCCUGCUUAAGCCAGUACAUGUCCAGGCCUGUCUGAAGUUUGCUAGAGUGCAUUUGGAUGAUCCAGAAGAGGAUUGGGAGAAUGUCAUAUGGUCAGAUGAAACCAAAAUAGAACUUUUUGGUAAAAACUCAACUCGUCGUGUUUGGAGGACAAAGAAUGCUGAGUUGCAUCCAAAGAACACCAUACCUACUGUGAAGCAUGGGGGUGGAAACAUCAUGCUUUGGGGCUGUUUUUCUGCAAAGGGACCAGGACGACUGAUCCGUGUAAAGGAAAGAAUGAAUGGGGCCAUGUAUCGUGAGAUUUUGAGUGAAAACCUCCUUCCAUCAGCAAGGGCAUUGAAGAUGAAACGUGGCUGGGUCUUUCAGCAUGACAAUGAUCCCAAACACACCGCCCGGGCAACAAAGGAGUGGCUUCGUAAGAAGCAUUUCAAGGUCCUGGAGUGGCCUAGCCAGUCUCCAGAUCUCAACCCCAUAGAAAAUCUUUGGAGGGAGUUGAAAUUCCGUGUUGCCCAGCGACAGCCCCAAAACAUCACUGCUCUAGAGGAGAUCUGCAUGGAGGAAUGGGCCAAAAUACCAGCAACAGUGUGUGAAAACCUUGUGAAGACUUACAGAAAACGUUUGACCUGUGUCAUUGCCAACAAAGGGUAUAUAACAAAGUAUUGAGAAACUUUUGUUAUUGACCAAAUACUUAUUUUCCACCAUAAUUUGCAAAUAAAUUCAUUAAAAAUCCUACAAUGUGAUUUUCUGGAUUUUUUUCUCUCAAUUUGUCUGUCAUAGUUGACGUGUACCUAUGAUGAAAAUUACAGGCCUCUCUCAUCUUUUUAAGUGGGAGAACUUGCACAAUUGGUGGCUGACUAAAUACUUUUUUCCCCACUGUAUAUGAUUUCAAUCCAUUCAAUGAAAAGUUCCCAAUAUAAUAAGGACAUUGUAUACUUGUAGGGAUGUUUCCACUUCAAUUCCGUGAAUUGACAUUGGGCUAGUGUAAAGAGAUUCUAAUCAACUCUAAUAUUCUAAUUUUGUACCCCAAAUGAUUAUUUUGUGAUCAUGACAAAAAUGUGCGUUCAGGAUUUUCUUAACGUUUGUAUUCAUUUUUGCCAUUUCCUGUUGUCCUAACAGGUACGUACCAGGGGCAGUGGACAGGAGGAAUGCGACACGGAUACGGUGUGCGGCAAAGUGUACCUUACGGGAUGGCUACGGUUAUUCGUUCGCCUCUUCGAACCUCGCUGGCCUCGCUCCGCAGUGAACAGAGCAACGGCACCGUCCUCCAUACCAACCUCGACCUGUCAGACAGCCUUGCCGGCACCAGAGGAGGCUUUGUUCUCAACUUCCACAGCGAAGGCGAAGGUGAGAAGAAAAGGGGCCUGUUUCGUAGAGGGUCCCUGUUCGGCAGCCUCAGAAACCUCCGAAAGUCUGAAUCCAGGUCGUCCAUAUCGAGCAAACGCAGUUCGGCACGCAGCGAUGCCGCCAGCUCCAUCAGCCGAAUCAGCUCCAGCGAUGCCAAUUCCACCAUCAGCUUUGGGGAUGGAGUUGAUGAGUACAUGCCCCUGGAGGACAAUGUAGACGCCACCACCACAGAGUCCUAUAUGGGGGAGUGGAAGAACGACAAGCGGAACGGCUUUGGUGUCAGCGAGCGCACCAACGGGAUGAAGUAUGAGGGAGAGUGGAUGAACAACAAACGCCACGGCUACGGAUGCACAAUGUUCCCAGACGGCACCAAAGAAGAGGGAAAAUAUAAAAACAAUGUGUUGGCGCGAGGCAUCAAGAAGCAGCUCAUUCCACUCAAAACCACCAAAACAAAACAGAAAGUGGAUCGGGCUGUGGAAGGAGCCAUACGGGCAGCAGCAAUUGCCAGAACAAAAGUAGAAAUAGCCACUUCAAGGUAAUCAGUUUCUCAAUGUGCAUUGUUGCGUCUGAAAUGACACCCUAUUUCCUAUGCAGUGGACAACUUUUGACCAGAGCGUUAUGGGCCCUGGUCAAAAGUAGUGCACUAUAUUCGGAAUAGGGUGCCAUUUCGGACGCAGCUCAUGUUGUGGUGGUGUUGGUGGUGAUGGAUCCUACUGCUGCAUGGGCUUCCAGGUCAGGUCUGCUGAUUGGGUUAGGUUGAAUGGCUGACAGGUUGGGAUUCUCAACUAGGGGUCAGGUUUUUAUUGGUGUCACCUUAUCCUACCUCUCUCCAACAUUCUCCAACUUUCUCCAACGCUCUCUCUUGCUCUCACUGACUCUCUCUUUCUCACUCUCUGCCUCUCUCUCUGGCCCUUUAACUCACUCUCUGCCUCUCUCUCUGGCCCUUUAACUCACUCUCUGCCUCUCUCUCUGGCCCUUUAACUCACUCUCUGCCUCUCUCUCUGGCCCUUUAACUCACUCUCACUACCUCUCGUUCUCCAUCUUUCACUUUCUUUGUCUCUCUCUCUCACACACACACACACACACACACACACACACACACACACACACACACACACACACACACACACACACACAUACACACACACACACACACACACACACACACACACACACACACACACACAGACACACACACACAGAGAUUAAAACAUGUUUUGCACAUACAUGUGGCAUACGUAACACGUUACAUACUUAAAGUUCAGAUGAUGAACUUCAGUACAUAGUAAAUUCAGACAGUGGCCCAAUGACACACUGGAACAAUUUGAUACACGCUGUAGUGAUCCAAAUAGUGAGGAUCAAAUCAAGACAAAUCAUGGUACAACCAUAUUGUUCACAUCAUUGUGAGGGUGUGACCGUGUGACACAUGCAAUUGUGAAUAUUGGCAGGUGAGAGGCUGUCAACAAUUGCAAGAGUUCAAUAAUACAUUAGGUUAGUAAUGAGUGUUUAUAGUUGAUUGAGACACAUGCUCUUGUUUAAACAUAUUCAAGACAUACAUCUCAGAGAUAGCUCAGUCUUAUAAAAGAUCUGUAAGACCAGAAUACUAGGUGUGUAUUAUAAGCAUGGAAAUCUGGCAUCCAUGCUGUGUUUAUGCUCGUCUGAAAUACAUUUGAUUGCGAUCAGGUGGAACACCAAAACCAUACAUAGCUGCUUGUUGGAGGAAGUUGACCUGUUUGCUGGAAAACUACAUAGAAAAUAUUUGUAUCCUCGUCUUAGGCCUACAUUCUGUGCCUACUGCUUUUUCAAAAGCAUGGGAUGACAAUGAGUAAUUUGCCAGAGCAUGGAAUAGCAAGGAGAAAGCUGUUGAACUUUUGAAGUGGUAGUUCUCUAAGACACCCACAUCAACUUGAGCCAGCCAAGUAAUAUCUCUGGUUCAUUUUAGAACAUGUGAGAUAGCUAAUAUGAAGUACAAAGUCAUGGUCAAUGAAGUCCUUAUGACAUGGGUUGGACUUGGAAUUAUUCCAAAUUAAAUUAAAUCAGAAAUAAAGACUCAGAGAGAAGAAAUUGCAACCAUAUUGUUAAUAGCCUAUCUUGCCUAUCACUUCUUUCAAUGCUACAUUAAACAAUAAUAAUAAUAUUGAUUAAACUGCACUAUUGUCCUUUGAAUGCAAUGCACAGAUAUACUACCAUGUUAAACACCCACUCCCUAUCUGUUUACAGUAUCAAAAUAGUCACUUUAUUGACGUAUCAUGCCCACCAAUCCCCCCUUUCUUUCUAAUCUUCUUGGAUGAGAACCACUCAUUAGCAUGUUCUUUAUCCUGAUUUUCUGGCAUCUGUAUACAUUUUAAUGAGGGCUCUCAUAUCUAGGCUCACCACCACAACAACUCCUCCUGUCAUGAAAUAGAAAUAUGUCCCUGCAGCGGCAGUAUGUCUGAAAUGAAGGUCUCUGCCUUUGAAGACUGUUAUGUGGCUGAGUUGAUCAGUGUGGUAAGAGCUUUGGAACGUGCGGACCUGGUUCAGCUUGCGUCACUUUUCUACAUCAUCUGGGUGGAAGCCCAGGGGAGAGAAUGAGGGAGGGAGAGGGAGAGAGAGAAAGAGGGAAAGAGACCAGAGAGAGAGAGAGAGAGAGAGAGAGAGAGAGAGAGAGAGAGAGAGAGAGAGAGAGAGAGAGAGAGAGAGAGAGAGAGAGAGAGAGAGAGAGAGAGAGAGAGAAGGAGAGACGAAGGAGGGCAAGCAGUUCCUGGACCAGACCGGACGGUGUGUGCUAGCUGUGCCCUCCUCACAUGUGAGGCCAGCAGCAUCUAGUGUGUCAGUCAGCACUGAGCUCUGACUAAAUAAGGCAAGGCAGGACUUGGCUUAUCAACAGCUGACAGGAAUACAGCCUAGCAGCAGCAGCUGAGCUGAUACAGUAGCCCGUCUCUGUCCCACCAUCCAAUAUCAUCUGGUGGACUACUCAGUCAGUCUAUCUGGCUGGGAAUAGGUGUUGGGUAGGUAUAUUACUCAUCUUCACGCCCAGCUCUCAUAGACUUGCUAACAAGCUCCCAGUAAAGCUUCUUAAACUUGGUUCAGGUCGCCUUUUUUCAAUGUGCCCUUGCUCCCUCUCUUUUCUCCCCGAGCCAUGUGAUGUAGUAUAGCCUAUCGCCCCAGGUUUGAAAGCUUUAAGGAAGCCUACAUGAAAUCGUAUGAUGAUGAUGAUGAUGAUAUAAGGACAACUUGUUGUACUCCUCAUUGUACAGUAGCUAUGUAAGCCCAUGGGCGGCUUAGUGCAUGAUGACUCAAUCAAUUCUUGGUAAGAUUCUCUCUAUAACAGGUUAAUGGCAUGAUUCAUUCAACAGCACAACUGCGCUAUAUGCAUAUGGAGUUCACAUGAUUCACAGUGAUUCACUGACUGCAAAACUGUCAUGUGUCUACAUGAGGCAAAGCUAAUUGCACAUAAUAAAGACUUUCCUCAAUGCACAAUGUAAGGUUCUGUAGUCAUGUGCCCCCUAAAUUUGUUGAAAUGCACCUGCAUAGUCAGUAGUUGAAAAAAAGAGUCCACAAUUAAGGUUGAAAAAGCAUACGUUGUAUUCAAUUACAGAUAAGGACCACAUGUUUUACCCUUGUCAACUUAAUCGGUUUCAAACACGCAUUUUUAUCCACCUUCAUUUGAAAAGUGAAGACCUUCUCAAAGUUGUUGAAAGGAUACAUUCAGUUCAAGAGACACCGUGUGAAUCCUCCUGCACUCCUCUUUAGUCAGAGGCCCUGAAGGACACUCAUACAGACCUGUUUAUAAAGAAACACUAUUGAAUUAAUCUUGUAUUAUUGAACCAUUGAAAUACUGUACAUCAUGAUAAGUAUAAAGAAGUAUAUCAUGCUAUUCCUUAUGUCAAUGCAUGUAAAUGGUUUGUUUUGAAAACGAUUUUACUUGAGAGAAAGGAAGUAAAUGCAACACAAAUAUCUAACUUGAAAAAAAGUUUAAUCAGAAAUGACAAAAAUAAUGGUUGUGAUGAAUGACACAAUGCGUUCUAUUGAAUAUCACACAGUGGAUAUGGCAUGUCAAACCAUUUAAUGUUUGCAACGCUGCUAACAGCGUGAGACUGCAUGAUAACCAUACUCUUUUAUUAUUUAAUUCUCUACUUCUAAUAUGAUUUCAUGUUGGAAAAAGCUUUUGCUCCAACAGUAUUUACUGGGAACAUGUAGCACCAGCUCUCCAGUCUCAACCCUAUAAGACACUAAAGACAGUGUCUAUCUGGAAGGCCCAGAGGCAUUUAGUGCUUCUUCACCCUCUUAGACCUGGCUUGAAGUAGUAUUUUAAUUAUCUUUUAUAAUUUAGCUGUGUCUGAUUGGGCUUGUCUGGAGAAAUGAAACCAAUGGAACAGUCCCAAAAGUGCAAACUCUGUCAAUGUUGCACUCUCAAACAACAUGCUCAAACAAAUUCUCAAAGUAUUUAAAAGAAAACAAAUAGUAUUUGAACCCCGGUAUGUACCCUUCCCAGUCUAACCAGCUCUAAUUCUGCUUUGCCUUCAUCCAGAACGGCUCACGCCAGAACUAAAGGUGACGCUGCUGACCAGGCCGGUCAGUCAGCCAGUCAGGACUCAGACAUCGCCAGGGCAGUGGCCAGGGAACUGUCUCCCAACUUCCAUCAGCCAGGUAACCCAACAUACCCAACUUGCCCAACCAGACCCCAGCAUCUAUUUAUCUCACAGCCCCUUGUUAUAAUCCCCUUUGUCCAAUGCCUUUCGUGUCUGGGUUGUGUGUUUUUCUUUAUUUUCUGUCUGGGGCAGAUGUACAGUUGAAGUCGGAAGUUUACAUACACCGUAGCCAAAUACAUUUAAACUCAGUUUUUCACAAUUCCUGACAUUUAAUCCUAGUAAAAAUUCCCUGUCUUAGGUCGGUUAGGAUCACCACUUUAUUUUAAGAAUGUGAAAUGUCAGAAUAAUAGUAGAGAGAAUGAUUUAUUUCAGCUUUUAUUUAUUUCAUCACAUUCCGAGUGGGUCAGAAGUUUACAUACACUCAAUUCGUUUUUGGUAGCAUUGCCUUUAAAUUGUUUAACUUGGGUCAAACGUUUCGGGUAGCCUUCCACAAGCUUCCCACAAUAAGUUGGGUGAAUUUUGGCCCAUUCCUCCUGACAGAGCUGGUGUAACUGAGUCAGGUUUGUAGGCCUCCUUGCUCGCACAUGCUUUUUUAGUUCUGCCCACAAAUGUUCUAUAGGAUUGAUGUCAGGGCUUUGUGAUGGCCACGCCAAUACCUUGACUUUGUUGUCCUUAAGCCAUUUCGCCACAAUUUUGGAAGUAUGCUUGGGGUCAUUGUCCAUUUGGAAGACCUAUUUGCGACCAAGCUUUAACUUCCUGACUGAUGUCUUGAGAUGUUGCUUCAAUAUAUCCACAUAAUUAUGAUGCCAUCUAUUUUGUGAAGUGAACCAGUCCCUCCUGCAGCAAAGCACCCCCACAGCAUGAUGCUGCCACCCCCGUGCUUCACGGUUGGGAUGGUGUUCUUCGGUUUGCAAGCCACCCCCUUUUUCCUCCAAACAUAACGAUGGUCAUUAUGGCCAAAUUUUUGUUUCAUCAGACCAGAGGACAUUUCUCCCAAAAGUAUGAUAUUUGUCCCCAUGUGCAGUUGCAAACCAUAGUCUGGCUUUUUUAUGGCGGUUUUGGAGCAGUGGCUUCUUCCUUGCUGAGCGGCCUUUCAGGUAAUGUCAAUAUAGGACUUGUUUUACUGUGGAUAUAGAUACUUUUUUUACCUGUUUCCUCCAGCAUCUUCACAAGGUCCUUUGCUGUUGUUCUGGGAUUGAUUUGCACUCAUCUCUAGGUGUCACGUACGUUGAGUACAGGAUUGGACCAAGGUGCAGCGUGGAAUGCAUACAUGUUUAUUUAUUAAUUAAACACCGACAAAACAACAAAAGCAACGUAACGUGAAGCUCACAAUGGCAACACACAAACAAGCCAAACAAGAAUCAAGAUCCCACAACAUAGGUAGGCAAAAUGUCUACCUAAGUAUGAUCCCCAAUCAGAGACAACAAUCGACAGCUGCCUCUGAUUGGGAACCACACCCGGCCAACAUAGAUCUAGAAAACAUAGAAUCUAUACAUAGAAAUUCACACCCUGACCAAACCAACCAAAGAAAACCGGGCUCUCAAGGCCAGGGCGUGACAGUGUCUGGACCCUGGUGUGGGAGGCCCCGACCCUGGAGAGGGGUUGACGUCUGGUUCUGGAGUGGAGCCGCUGACCGGAGCAGAACUGGACCCCGGGGGAGCGGACUGCUCUGGCUCUGGACUGGAGCAUCUUACCGGGGCUGGACUAGGCACCGGUAGAGCGGACUGCUCUGUCUCUGGACUGGAGCAGCUGACCGGAGCUGGACUGGGCACCGGUGGAGCGUACUGCUCUGGCACUGGAGUGGAGCAGCUGACCGGAGCUAGACUGGGCACCGGUGGAGCGGACUGCUCUGGCACUGGAGUGGAGCAGCUGACCGGAGCUGGACUGGGCACCGGUGGAGCGGACUGCUCUGGCACCAGCCGUACCGGGCUGGGGACACGCACCACUGGUCUGGUGCGAGGAACAGGCACGGGCCGCACCGGGCUGGGAACACGUACCCCUGGUCUGGUGCAAUGAGCAGGCACGGGCCGCAUCUGGGCUGGGAACACGUACCACUGGUCUGGUGCGAGGAGCAGGCACGGGCCGUGCCGGACUGGGAACACGCACCACUGGUCUGGUGCGAGGAGCAGGCACGGGCCGUGCCGGACUGGAGACACGCACCACUGGUCUGGUGCGAGGAGCAGGCACGGGCCGUGCCGGACUGGAGACACGCACCACUGGUUUGGUGCGGGGAGCAGGUACGGGGCGUACCGGGCUGGCGACUCGCACCACUGGUUUGGUGCGGGGAGCAGGUACAGGCCGUACCGGACUGGAUACACGCACCACUAGUUUGGUGCGGGGAGCAGGUACGGGGCGUACCGGGCUGGAGACACGCACCACUGGUUUGGUGCGGGGAGCAGAUACGGGGCGUACCGGGCUGGCAACCAAGGUGCAGCGUGAAAUGCAUACAUGUUUAUUUAUUAAUGAAACACCGACAAAACAACAAAAGCAACGUAACGUGAAGCUCACAAUGGCAACACACAAACAAGCCAAACAAGAGUCAAGAUCCCACAACAUAGGUAGGCAAAAUGUCUACCUAAGUAUGAUCCCCAAUCAGAGACAACGAUCGACAGCUGCCUCUGAUUGGGAACCACACCCGGCCAACAUAGAUCUAGAAAACAUAGAAUCUAUACAUAGAAAUUCACACCCUGACCAAACCAACCAAAGAAAACCAGGCUCUCAAGGCCAGGUCGUGACACUAGGAUACAGAACGUGUCUCCUUCCUGAGCGGUAUGGCGGCUGCGUGGUCCCAUGGUGUUUAUACUUGCAUACUAUUGUUUGUACAGAUGAACGUGGUACCUUCAGACAUUUGGAAAUAGCUCCCAAGGAUGAAUCAGACUUGUGGAGGCCUACAAUUCUGUUUCUGAGGUCUUGGCUGAUUUCUUUUGAUUUUCCCAUGAUGUCAAGCAAAGAGACACUGACUUUGAAGGUAGGCCUUGAAAUACAUCCACAGGUACACCUCCAAUUGACUUAAAUGAUGUCAAUUAGCCUAUCAGAAGCUUCUAAAUCCAUGACAUCAUUUUCUGGAAUUUUCCAAGCUGUUUAAAGGCACAGUCAACUUAGUGUAUGUAAACUUCUGACCCACUGGAAUUGUGAUACAGUGAAUUAUAAGUGAAAUAAUCGGUCUGUAAACAAUUGUUGGAAAAACUACUUGUGUCAUGCACAAAGUAUAUGUCCUAACCGACUUGCCAAAACUAUAGUUUGUUAAUAAGAAAUGUGUGGUGUUGUUGAAAAACAAGUUUUAAUGACUCCAACCUAAGUGUAUGUAAACUUCCGACUUCAACUGUAUAUGCAAAUAGACAAAAUGUAAAUGAAAAUCUGUUAAGAGAGGAAUAUAAUUAUCAUAAUUUACCUUGGGGUAAAAUAAAGCUCUGUAUUUGUAUGAUUUAUUUUAUACAGUCUUUAUCAUAUUUAUCAAGGGUGCCAAUAAUUUUGGAUCUGGCUGUAUGUCUACGUCGUACAGCAUAUUCUUGUACAAAUUAAUAUUAUUUUUUCAGCUUUUGUCAGCCUGCUUAGUUUUGUAAGAGGGUGGUUCUUCAGUGUGAUCAGAGAUUGUAUUGUUCAUGUUAUGGUCUCAUGCAUGUUUAACUCCUCUAUGCAUGUAGGUCUGUGGUCUUAUGUCAUCGUUGGGCAUUCCUCUUUUUACCACAUGGUCUUGCUCAGGUCUGGACCAUAUAGCCUCUUUAAACCUUUGACACUUGACCUGACACCAAGAUAGUGUAUAUCACCGACUAUUAAUAACCAUGUUCCAUAACCAGCCAACAUGUUCCAUAGCAAGCAAGCCAGCCUGCAAGCUCACAGUUUACUAUAGUAUACUACAGUACUUACUAUAGAAUUCUGUAGUAAACUGUAGUAUACUGUAGAAUACUAUACUACACACUGUAGUAUCAAUCGAUCAUGUGUAUUACUUAGUAUAGCAUUUUGUAGUAUACUGUAGAAGACUAUAGUAAAUACUACAGUAAUAUCAGCAAAAACAAUACAGUCCGCAAAAACACUAUUUUUUUUAGUUUUCAUUUUCAUUUGCAUGUACCCUGCCCAUUCCCCUCCCCAUAUCCCAAUCUGUGCCACCUGUAAGUGAGAAACUUACAUGCCAAGUAUAGCCCACAUAUUGUGUUCCCUAUGAUUAUAGAAAAGUCUAACGUUCAGACUCUAGUGCCACCUACCUACCUACCUACAUGUUAGGGAAUAUGUGCUCCUUUAGUAUUUCUCCAGUAGGUUUCCUCAAGGAGAAAGCCCCCCACUUCUAUGUCAAAGAUAAUCAAACAAAAACACUUUAGUAAAUACAGGAAUGUCCCCCAAAACAGUACAGUAAAUACUACAGUAUACUACAGUCCGCAAAAACACUACAGUAAAUACUGCUUAAUACUACAGUCCACAAAAACACAACAGUAAAAACUACAGUAUAUUACGGUCCGCAAAAACACUACAGAAAUGACUAUAUAGUAUAUACUACUCAUUGUUUUAUUUUUAUUUUUAUUUUUAUUUAUUUUUUGGGGGGGGGGGUAGAUCAGCUUUAAUAUUGCAGAUAGAUUGUAACUUCCAUCAAUGUAAUUGUCUGCAUCACUUCCAAUCCCCCAUAUGUUUUUUCUUUCUCGCAAAUAUAUGCAGUUGAAGUCGGAAGUUUACAUACACUUAGGUUGGAACUCGUUUUUCAACCACUCCACAAAUUUCUUGUUAACAAACUAUAGUUUUGGCAAGUCGGUUAGGACAUCUACUUUGUGCAUGACACAAGUCAUUUUUCCAACAAUUGUUUACAGACACAUUAUUUCACUUAUAAUUCACUGUAUCACAAUUCCAGUGGGUCAGAAGUUUACAUACACUGAGUUGACUGUGCCUUUAAACAGCUUGGAACAUUCCAGAAAAUGAUGUAAUGGCUUUAGAAGCUUCUGAUAGGCUAAUUGACAUAAUUUGAGUCAAUUGGAGGUGUACCUGUGGAUGUAUUUCAAGGCCUACCUUCAAACUCAGUGCCUCUUCGCUUGACAUCAUGGGAAAAUCAAAAUAAUUCAUUCAAGACCCCAGAAAAACAAUUGUAGACCUCCACAAGUCUGGUUCAUCCUUGGGAGCAAUUUCCAAUCGCCUGAAGGUACCACGUUCAUCUGCACAAACAACAGUACGCAAGUAUAAACACCAUGGGACCACGCAGCCGUCAUACCACUCAGGAAGGAGACGCGUUCUGUCUCCUAGAGAUUAACGUACUUUGGUGCCAAAAGUGCAAAUCAAUCCCAGAACAACAGCAAAGGACCUUGUGAAGAUGCUGGAGGAAACAGGUACAAAAUCCUCUAUAUCCACAGUAAAACGAGUCCUAUAACGACAUAACCUGAAAGGCUGCUCAGCAAGGAAGAAGCCACUGCUCCAAAAAAUAAAAAAGACAGACUACGGUUUGCAACUGCACAUGGGGACAAAGAUCAUACUUUUUGGAGAAAUGUCCUCUGGUCUGAUGAAACAAAAAUAGAACUGUUUGGCCAUAUUGAGCAUUGUUAUGUUUCGAGGAAAAAGGGGCUAUCUUGCAAGCCGAAGAACACCAUCCCAACCGUGAAGCACAGGGGUGGCGGCAUCAUGCUGUGGGGAUGCUUUGCUGCAGGAGGGACUGGUGCACUUCACAAAAUAGAUGGCAUCAUGAGGAAGGAAAAUGAUGUGGAUAUAUUGAAGCAACAUCUCAAGACAUCAGUCAGGAAGUUAAAGCUUGGUCGCAAAUAGGUCUUCCAAAUGGACAAUGACCCCAAGCAUACUUCCAAAGUUGGGGCAAAAUGGCUUAAGGACAACAAAGUCAAGGUAUUGGAGUGGCCAUUACAAAUCCCUGACAUCAAUCCUAUAGAAAAUUUGUGGGCAGAACUGAAAAAGCGUGUGCGAGCAAGGAGGCCUACAAACCUGACUCAGUUACACCAGCUCUGUCAGGAGGAAUGGGCCAAAAUUCACCCAACUUAUUGUGGGAAGCUUGUGGAAGGCUAACCGAAACGUUUGACCCAAGUUACACAAUUUAAAGGAAAUGCUACCAAAUACUAAUUGAGUUUAUGUAAACUUCUGACCCACUGGGAAUGUGAUGAAAUAAAUAAAAGCUGAAAUAAAUAAUUCUCUCUACUAUUAUUCUGACAUUUCACAUUCUUAAAAUAAAGUGGUGAUCCUAACUGACCUAAGACAGGGAAUUUUUUCUAGGAUUAAAUGUCAGGAAUUGUGAAAAACUGAGUUUAAAUGUAUUUGGCUAAGGUGUCACGCCCUGACCUUAGAGAUCCCUUUUAUUCUCUAUUUGGUUAGGUCAGGGUGUGAUUUGGGUGGGCAUUCUAGUUUUUAUAUUUCUUUGUUGGCCGGGUAUGGUUCCCAAUCAGAGGCAGCUGUCUAUCGUUGUCUCUGAUUGGGGAUCAUACUUAGGCAGCCUUUUUCCCACCUUAGUUUGUGGGAUCUUGGUUUUGUGUAGUGGUUUUGUAGCCUGCAGUACUUUACGUUUGUGUUAAAAUGUUCGCCUACCACGCUGCACCUUGGUCCGAGCCGUCUAUCAACGAGCGUGACAUAAGGUGUAUGUAAACUUCCGACUUCAACUGUAUCCAUAUACAUACAUACACAUACAUAUACAGUGAGGGAAAAAAGUAUUUGAUCCCCUGCUGAUUUUGUACGUUUGCCCACUGACAAAGACAUGAUCAGUCUAUAAUUUUAAUGGUAGGUUUAUUUGAACAGUGAGAGACAGAAUAACAACAAAACAAUCCAGAAAAACGCAUGUCAAAAAUGUUAUCAAUUGAUUUGCAUUUUAAUGAGGAAAAUAAGUAUUUGACCCCUCUGCAAAACAUGACUUAGUACUUGGUGGCAAAACCCUUGUUGGCAAUCACAGAGUUCAGACGUUUCUUGUAGUUGGCCACCAGGUUUGCACACAUCUCAGGAGGGAUUUUGUCCCACUCCUCUUUGCAGAUCUUCUCCAAGUCAUUAAGGUUUCGAGCCAGACGUUUAGCAACUCGAACCUUCAGCUCCCUCCACAGAUUUUCUAUGGGAUUAAGGUCUGGAGACUGGCUAGGCCACUCCAGGACCUUAAUGUGCUUCUUCUUGAGCCACUCCUUUGUUGCCUUGGUCGUGUGUUUUGGGUCAUUGUCAUGCUGGAAUACCCAUCCACGACCCAUUUUCAAUGCCCUGGCUCACCCAAGAUUUGACGGUACAUGGCCCCGUCCAUCGUCCCUUUGAUACGGUGAAGUUGUCCUGUCCCCUUAGCAGAAAAACACCCCCAAAGCAUAAUGUUUCCACCUCCAUGUUUGACGGUGGGGAUGGUGUUCUUGGGGUCAUAGGCAGCAUUCCCCCUCCUCCAAACACGGCGAGUUGAGUUGAUGCCAAAGAGCUCGAUUUUGGUCUCAUCUGACCACAACACUUUCACCCAGUUCUCCUCUGAAUCAUUCAGAUGUUCAUUGGCAAACUUCAGACGGCCCUGUAUAUGUGCUUUCUUGAGCAGGGGGACCUUGCGGGCGCUGCAGGAUUUCAGUCCUUCACGGUGUAGUGUGUUACCAAUUGUUUUCUUGGUGACUAUGGUCCCAGCUGCCUUGAGAUCAUUGACAAGAUCCUCCCAUGUAGUUCUGGGCUGAUUCCUCACCAUUCUCAUGAUCAUUGCAACUCCACGAGGUGAGAUCUUGCAUGGAGCCCCAGGCCGAGGGAGAUUGACCGUUAUUUUGUGUUUCUUCCAUUUGCGAAUAAUCGCACCAACUGUUGUCACCUUCUCACCAAGCUGCUUGGUGAUGGUCUUGUAGCCCCUUCCAGCUUUGUGUAGGUCUACAAUCUUGUCCCUGACAUCCUUGGAGAGCUCUUUGGUCUUGGCCAUGGUGGAGAGUUUGGAAUCUGAUUGAUUGAUUGCUUCUGUGGACAGGUGUCUUUUAUACAGGUAACAAACUGAUAUUAGGAGCACUCCCUUUAAGAGUGUGCUCCUAAUCUCAGCUCGUUACCUGUAUAAAAGACACCUGGGAGCCAGAUAUCUUUCUGAUUGAGAGGGAGUCAAAUACUUAUUUCCCUCAUUAAAAUGCAAAUCAAUUUAUAACAUUUUUGACAUGUGUUUUUCUGGAUUUUUUUGUUGUUAUUCUGUCUCUCACUGUUCAAAUAAACCUACCAUUAAAAUUAUAGACUGAUCAUUUCUUUCUCAGUGGGCAAACGUACAAAAUCAGCAGGGGAUCAAAUACUUUUUUCACUCACUGUAAAUGCAUAUAUAUAUAUACAUAUCCUUUAAAAAAAUAUAUUUCCCUUUAUUACUUUCCAACCCCACCACCCCUUCCCUAUUUGAAGUAAACUAGUGAACAACAAUGCUUAGGCCUCUACUUCCAGCUUAUACAUACUAUAUACAUUUUAUGGACACAGUUAAUUUUACAAUAAUUAUAUUUUGUUUGUUUUUACUCCUGAACUUCCUCUACCCUCAACCUCUCCGAUCAUUUUCAUGAUGUCCAUCCGGUUUGCUUCAAUAUGCCAUAUCUUUCUAACUGUGCUCUUUCACAAAAGCUCUCAACCUAUAACCUAUAUACUUAUUAUGGACACAGUAUGCUUACAUUAUUAGUUAUCUUGUUGUUAUUAGUUGUUGUUAGUUAUUAUUAGUCCCAUCCAUUCAACACCACCCAUCUAUCUCUUAAUACCAUCCAUAUUGGAUUUCUAUUUGCCAUAUAUUUUUCAACUGUACUGUGAUGCUUUACAAAAGUUCUGAACCCUUAUAUUCUCAUUGUUUCUACAAAUUGUAAAUUGAAAAUAAACAUUUUUGCUAAAAGUAUUAUUAUAUUAUUGAUCGAUUGACUAUGACUUUUCAGAUCACCCAGUAGUGCUAUCUGCAGGGUUAGCUCUAGGUAAAUAUUGCAAUCCUUUAGCCAUUCCUGGACCUGUGUCCAAAAACAAGCUACAAAUGGACAGUACCAAAACAAAUGAUCUAAUGAUUCUGUCUCUUCGCAGCAAAAUCUGCAGAGCUGGGAAGAUUGUAUCCCCCAUAUAAAUAACAUUCUAUUGGUAGCAAGAAUUUUGUAUAAUAAUUUAAAUUGAAAAACUCUACGUUUUGAAUCCGGCGUCAUUUUGCGUAUCAGUUCAUAAACACUAUGCCAUGGAAUCGGUACGUCAAAAAUCUCUUCCCAACUAUUUUGGAAUCUAUAUGGGACGGCUGUCAAUCCUUUGGUCUUUAAAUGAAACUGGUAUACUUUUUAUUUAUCACAAUUUUCUUUAACCAAUUAUGUUCUUUAAUGCAGGGCUGACAGUCAAGUUCCUUACUUUUUCCCCCUUCCACUUUCCUCUUCCAUUUUUGCGGUAAUGCUGCAAUUAUUUGGUUGUAAUUUUGGGUAGAGCAGACAUUUCCAUAUGUUUUUGUUAGCUGCAUGUGCGAGAACUCCACCAGUCCUACCUAUGAUAUCAUUUACGAAGAUUAUACUUUUUUAUCAAAUUGAGUUUAACCUCAAUAUUUGUUGCAUUAUUUGUUCUGUAGUUUCUGGAGGAUUAAAUUGAAAUUGCAACCAACUUUCUAUGGCUUGUUUUAGAAAUAGUGAUAUUUGGGAGAUUAUUUAUUUUUCAAAUAACUGAAAGUGAGAGGUUGUAAUCUGAAUAAAGGGAAAAAGGCCAUUCUUGAACAUUGGGUGAGACAAUGUUACUCAUUUGCUAGAGAACCAGUUCGGAUUUAAGUAUAACUUUUGUAUACUAUUUUUUUAACUACAGUAUUUAUACUAUAGUAAACUGUAAACACUACAGUGACUACUACAGUAAAGUCAGCAAAAACACUACAGUGAAUACUAUAGUAUUCCUACUAUAGUAUUUUUUCAUGUGUGCUGUUCUCUUUUAUUUAAGUAAUUUCUUAUUACUGUUUGUUUAUGCCCUGUAAAUGUCUUAUUAACAAUGAUUUAUCCUUGUGAUUUGAUUGACUUUUUAUGAACAACUGCUGAGGUUGUAGAGAUUUAGUAAGGGAUCAUAGCACUUUGAUGCUAUUAAUAGUAGAAUAAAUAUUAUGAACCAUGAUUCUAUUUGAUAACACUGCUUGCGUCAGAAAGGUAUCAACUUUGUUGGCUUGCGAGCUCCACUUGUGUCAGCUGUGUGACAGCGUUGGCCUCAUCAGUGGUCAGGAGAAUGUUGAGAAUCCUUCGAAGCUUUAAUCAUAAACCAACUAGGGCAGCUUUGAAACUCCAUUAAGGAACAAAUACUCCAUACGUGAAAUCAUGGACGCAGAAAAGGCAUCCUAACCAUGAGAUAACUGAAAGUGAAUAAAUGGGAAUUUAUGAUUUACCAAAAGCAACACAAAAUAAUAUUUAGGUGUAUGUUUAUAUCUGUAUCUGAAAUUGGGAUUCAGCCCUAAGUGCUUGUUGAGGGGGGAAAAAAACAAAUGUGUGUUGAUUGUGAUAUAAACACAUGCCAUUAAUUCAAAUAUUGUGAUAUAUUAGAUCACUGUUUACAUGGCCUAAGUAUAGCUAAAAAGACUGUAUGAUAAUAAUGUCCUUCCAUUUUCUAGGCCCUGAUUAUAUAAAGCAGAGGUUCAAUGAACCUAUUGAACCUAUUGUCCAAGAGGAGAAGAAAGAGAAGUCCCCUUCAAGUAGCCCUCAUUUCUACCGUAAAGGCACAACCCCAGACCACUCUCCCAUCGCGAGUCCACAGCCCUCUCCCCCACCAACACCCCCACCAGCGCCAGCCCCAGAGCCCAAGAAGAGCUUCUUCAGCAAGCUCGUCCCCAAGCCAGGGAAAGAGAACAAGACCCCUUCAGCAGAGAGCCAGGCCCCGGUCAUCACUAAGGCAGUGUCUAAGACAUCGUUGAAACAGGAAGUAAGACAAGAAGUGCAUCCUCAACCGAAAACUUUCAAGAUGGCGGAGUCUGUCCCCGCCAGCCCUGGCAAUGGACAGCUGCACACUGACACUGAGUACCACGGCUACUACGUGAAGCCAGAUGUGAAGAUCCCUCCAGACGAACCUGAGGGAGUAGAGGAGGAGCAU
Messenger RNA from Coregonus sp. 'balchen', 21515 nucleotides. NCBI's taxonomy places the organism in Eukaryota, Metazoa, Chordata, Actinopteri, Salmoniformes, Salmonidae. The record is from the annotation of a GenBank genome assembly.